Messenger RNA from Fusarium vanettenii 77-13-4, 819 nucleotides. RefSeq lists its product as uncharacterized. Lineage: Eukaryota; Fungi; Ascomycota; Sordariomycetes; Hypocreales; Nectriaceae. The record is from RefSeq and is a predicted model, not a curated record. Bases 1 to 609 code for a protein of 202 amino acids. The transcript has 2 exons.
AUGCGUUUCACCUCCGUCUUCGUUGCCGGCGCCUUCGCUGUCAUGGCCUCUGCCCAGAGUGCCACUGUUUCCGUCUCCCCCGCCCAGCAGUCCCAGCUCGACUGCCUUGACGCCUGCGAUGCUGGUGAUUUUUACACGCUUGUACACAACAAGCCACUGACAUUAUUCAAGGUCCCUUCUCCCAACGAGAAGCAGGUCAACGCCACCAACGAGUGUGUUGCCAACUGCCCCAAGGGCAAGGGCUCCGAGGCCGACACCCAGAAGUACGCCGCUUGUCUUGAGCAGUGUGUUUCCGACAACUACUGGAAGACCGUCGACGGUACUCCUCGCGAGACCGCCGCCUCUGGCAGCUCCAAUGAUGAGGACUCCUCCAGCAAGGCUGCUGGCUCCAAGGCCACUGCCACUGGCACCGACGCUACUGCCGCCGCCUCUGCCUCUGCUUCUGGUUCCGGCUCCGAGGAUAGUGCUUCCGAGACCGCUUCCGACUCUGAGGCCUCUGGCACCGCUUCCGGCACUGCUGCUUCCUCCACCGAGACCGGCAACGCUGCUCCCGCCCUCGUCGGUGGCGUUUCCCUCCUGGGUCUAUUCGCUGCCGUCCUUGCUCUGUAAAUUGGACAGCCCUUUGGUGUCUGGUUGAUUGGAAGGAUGUAAUGGGUUUUGCUAGAGCGGUAAUGAUGGUUGGAGUUUGAUAUCACAUGAACAUGUUGGCAGCAUGAGAGGAGGACCCUCCCGGUGGUCGUUUUUUCAUGGACAAAUUUGGGACACGUUUUGCGUUCACAUACAAGCUCAAGACAUGGGCAUGAAUACAAUACCACUUUU